Messenger RNA from Pectinophora gossypiella (pink bollworm), 5272 nucleotides. Its product is annotated as MTOR-associated protein MEAK7. Bases 213 to 1622 code for a protein of 469 amino acids. The transcript has 11 exons. Lineage: Eukaryota; Metazoa; Arthropoda; Insecta; Lepidoptera; Gelechiidae. The record is from RefSeq and is a predicted model, not a curated record.
AAUUUUUUUCCAAUUCGACGGAAAAUUAUUAUCGAUUUGUGCUAAUUUUAGUGUUUGAAUGUAAAAUAAAUACCCUUAUCUCAUAGUGGUUUGCUCAAUAAAGUGAUAGUACUCGAGAUUAUGUGUAUUAAAAGUUUUAAAUCGAUAAAAUAGGGAAUUAUGUGUUUGUGUCAUUGUAAAUAAUUUUCUGUAUUUUUUCUAAUGCAAAAAGUAUGGGCAACACCAGUAAAAAGUUAGCGGCAAAAUGUGCGUUGCUGACGAAAGACGAACAGAAGUACAUGGCGUCGACCUUCCGACAGGCCAGCCGGUCGUCGGAGAGGGUCCGAGAGGAGGACCUCAUCGUGAGUGGCAAAAUAGACCCCGAAUCGCUUGAAAAACUAUGGGGUCCGCAGAUCGACCCCCGGUUAGCGCAGUACCUACUGAACUACCUGUUUGGCCCGCCAGCGCGGCGGCAGCCAACCUGCGACUUCAACAAGUUCGCUGAACUCUACGUUUAUAAUAUUAGGGGUACGGUAGAAGAGAAAAUGCAGGUGGUCGCCAGCAGUCUCGGUUCGGAUCAAGCGCAAGAGAUACAGUACCAGCUGUUGAGAGAGUACUGCGAGAGCAUAGUCUCCACGUACGUGAGAAUGAUCAAGUCGUCGAAUCACCCGAACCCGGCCAAAUGGAUCGAGAAGGGGUUCCGGGGUAAAGCGAGCAACGUGCAGGCGCUGGGCGAGACAGUGGCGGCCGGAGUACACCAGGACAUGGACAACCCCGCCACCGCGUGCACCAGCGACCAGAUAUACCGCUGGGUGCAGUCCAACACGCUCCUGCAAGGCAUGUCGGAGUUGGUGUUCGAGAACCUGUACGGCAUGCACGAGCAGCGCGAGCGCACCAUGUCCGUGGUGGAGGAGCAGCGCCCCGAGCAGCAUGCGCAGAACGCACAGCCCUCGCUGCUGCCCUUCCCUGAAGGCAUCGACCCACUACCCGACUACCCAGCGUUCAUCGACCUGGCGCACAUCGUGUGGCUGAACAGCAACCUCCCCCGCCAGCACCAGCACAAGUGGCGGUUCCUCUUCUCUUCGCACAUACACGGCGAGUCAUUCUCCACCAUGGCUGGUCGCAUCCAAGACGUGGGCCCGUCACUGGUGAUAAUCGAAGACAACGCGGGCUACAUAUUCGGCGGGUACGCGUCCCAACCGUGGACGCUCUCGCCGAACUUCUACGGCACCGACGAGUCAUUCCUGUUCACACUCGCGCCUAAGAUGCGCGUGUACCCGGCGACCUCGUACAACGAUCAUUACCAGUACAUGAACUUCCAGACCAAGACGCUGCCCAAUGGACUGAUGAUGGGCGGCCAGUUCGACUUCGGCGGCAUAUGGGUGAAUGCAGACCCGUUUGGAACCGGCACAAGUACAGACGCGUGUAGCACCUUCCGCGGAUACAAGCGACUGAGCAAGGAAACGAGCUUCAAGAUACGCAGCUUAGAAGUCUGGGGGGUGGGCGACAAGCCUUUAUCUGUCAAAGAAUCGGAUGAACGCGACACGAGUAUCCUCGACAGGAACCCUGAAGCGAAGGCGAUUCUGGACAUGGCGGGACGCACACGCCACAGCGAAGGCAUCCGAGAACCGCCUGCCUUAUAAUGAUCGCACUACGGUAGAUAAUGUACUGUAUAGCUUGAACAAUAAGGUAUGCUCUUUGGGAUUGACAUUUAUUGGUAUCCGCAAUGAAAUCACAUAUUUCAGAAAAUAUUGGUUCAUUUACUGGGCAGGCUGCAUCCAGAAUUCUGAUCGAGCGAGCCCAAGUCGCUUUUAGCCCCUUUUUUAAUUAUCUAGCAAAAAUAUACUCCAGAAAAGUGAACGCAAAAUUUUGCUAUUCGGUUUAUAUUCCAUUGAUAUUUAUUAAAAUCCACGUUCAGAACAAUAUACAAUUCUUUACAAAUAGAAAAAUUAUUCCACAGCAUCACACCGAGGCAAAGUGCUCUAAAGACCGACAGCAUUUCUUCUUUGAACAGCUAAACUAACCCUUUGACAAAAAUAGCAGCCAGCAGGGUCGUGCGUCGCCUCAACGAGACGCUUCGGUUUGUUAAAUGCCUGACUCAAAUCCAUGGCUUUAAGUGUAACAAUGCCAAAAUCUGUUUAAACGUGUUUAUUUUUGAAAAUUUCGCAGUAUUAUUAUACAUAAUGCUCAGUUCAGUAUCUAGUUAGUGCGUAUAUUAAAGGAAGAGCAUACCUUGUUUUUUUUUCCGCACAUAAUAAACUAAGACACCGGUACUUUAAAUUCAGUGCCAUCAAAACCACUGCUCCACCGCUGGUUGGUGGAAAACCACCCAGACCCCGAGGCAAUUUAGAAACGGGUCUACUUAAAACGAAGCAUGCAAAAGUUCUUCAAAUAAGUCUCUAUCUGUCUAUUGUUGUAAAAAAAGAUAUUUACUUCAGAUCUGCUUAGCUCAGAAGCUUUUUAUAUAAACAAGUAUAGUUAUAAUAAUCGUAAGUGCAUUUAUAAAAUUUGUAGAUUGGUGCCUUUUUGUCAAUGUGUGAUUGUAAGUCAAUGCGCGUUUUCAAUUGAUAGGACUUGUAUAGGGUUUGAUACAUUUUGUUAUAGAUCGGCUGCAGAAAUAUCUUAAAACUUUGAUAGUUUUGUAAGCAAUGAGAUAGAUGCUAUGUAUUUCAUUUUUCACAAUGAUUUUAUGAUUAUGUUGGAUAAAUAAGUCCACAUUUUUUACCGUCAUCAUAAAAUAAGGAAUAAUACUACGUAAAGAACGGCAACUCUCCGCACCAGCGGCUGAGCUAGGUUUACCUCACCACCGAUGAGGGCCACUUUAGUCCAUAUAGGCCGUAAGCCGUUAAAGAGUAGUCAAGUAGUCUCGCUCGCAAUUCCGCGGCAAGAGGACACGAUAGGAAUGAAAAUUUAGUGUCCGGGGUAUGGUAUUACUAAGUAUACUUAAUUAAAUAAGUUUUAAGUAUUUCCGCUAGUGCCGUAUCUAAUAAGCUAAUAAAUUGUAGUUUAAAUUUUAUUUACCUAGUUUGAAUAGCAGUGGCCCUAAAAUAGUACCUUUAGGUGCGCCAUAAUACUUACACUCAAGUUUAUGAUUUACACGAAUUUUUUCAGUAGAUCAUUUGGUACUUAUUUAUUCAUAAAUACGGAAUCUGUUCAUAAACGUUGAAUAUAAUGUGAAAACAGAGAAAAUUUAUUUCAAGUGUCAAGUAUACUAGUCGAAAGCUUUUAAGAGAUCUAUUUUCUCAAAGUUAGAUAAAAGUGUGUGCGGCUGGUUAAACCUAUUUCGAAAUUAUUGUUUGAGGAAGAUUUUUAACACAAAGGCAUCGUUAAAUUAUUUAGAAUCGGUCUCAUACAUAUUCAUGAAGUCAAAAGUUGUUGUUCAUAUAUUUUUAUAAUAUCUUAGAUCUUAUAUUUUUGUCCUUUUCUAACUUUGUGCUAGUCAUUGCUGUGAGUAUAUUUAAAAAUCCGACAAGUGCCAAGCAAUUCGAUGCCAUAUUCCGUGCUAUAUUAAGAACAUUUUAGUAUUUUGCGGUUACUCUGGUAACAAGCAAUUAUAUAUUUUGAUAGUUGUUGAAGACCAAAUCGUAGGUGUCAAAAAUCAUGUUUAAUAGUUAAAUUAUAUUGCUUUUAAUGUUAUUUACCCAUGAUUUUUCUUGAAGGGGUAGGCAAUGGAACUUAAAUAAAGAUGAAUUUUAAAUAUGGAAACUAUUAAGAGAGGUCUAACAACUCCCAACUUGAGACUCCUAAAAUCUUCAGAACAAAGCUUUUGCUUUUCUGUUUAAUUAAUUGUAAACUAUCUCAGUCUUUCUAUGAAUGCUUUUAGCACAAAUUCUUGUACUAUGUAUUUCUACAUUCCUUUCCAUUGCUGAGAAUUUCCAUGUACAAAAUACUAGAGAAACACAAACUUCAAACAAAGUGAUAAUUAUUUUUUUAAAUCAUGUAUUGUAUCUAUUACAACACGACUUCCAUAUUACUCCAUUGAAUACAAGUUCCAUUCGGUGCAAUAAAUGCUGUAUAUAAGGAUUAGAAAUAAAGUAAUUACUGAAACUUUACUCAGAAAUCCAAUUCUUCUUUUUGAUACUCGGUUAUGGAAAAGUUUUAAUUUUUACAAGCUACAGCUAACCGUAUAUAUGUUAAAAUGUACUUACUUUCAUAUCCAGGAUGUUAGUAACAUCGUAACGAAUACUAAUGGGGAUGAUUGGGGCCAUGAUUCUGAAUUAAUAUCAAGUGGACGGAAAAUUCCACUCAGUAUUCGUUACGAUGUCACUAACACACUGUAUAAAAAUGAUUUUCCUUGGUUAUAUAUAUAUAUGCUUAAGCACAUCAACUAUGUACUAAUAUUUGCUAAUACUGUCGAGGUUUCCAUGUAAUUUUUGUAUUUAUUUGAUAUAUGGAAAAUACAGAUAAUAAUAUAUCUAGUCAAACGAAUGUACGGACGUUUUGAUAUGGAUAUUUUUUACGUACAGUUUAUCAAAAAUAUUGUCUACAAUCCGUCUUUCUCUAUAUUGCUAUGUUGGCGCUGUUUCCUGCAAAUUUAACUUCUAAUGUCAUUUUAAGUUAUACCUGUUAUUUUUUAUCCGCCGAAAAAGAAGGACGGAUAAUUGACAGCUGUUAAUUUUAAAACGAAUGUAUGAAUAACGCGGACGAAUUAAGUAGACAUCGCGCUGGUAUUGAAUCUGUUUCACUUGUGCUGUCAAGCUAAUUCUGUUAGAUUAUACGCCAACGUUCCUGAACGUAAAAUUUUGAAAUGGUUAUUUAAGAUUUCUAUCGAAAAUUGACGUGAUGCACUCGACACGUUUUUUUGGACAAGUAUAACUUAAGAUAAAAUUAGGUGUGCUAGAUUCGGCAACAUUAUAACAAUUCAUAAUUUUGGGCAAAAUGAUUCCUGAAGAUAGCCGUCACUAGUUCGUCUUAUUUUUAUUCUGUGAAAUUAAAUGGAAAUAAGUGUUAAACGCCCUUCGUAGCAUAAUAUCGCGUGGUCUUCUGUUAAUGGCAACAGGCUUGCCCCCUAUUACGUGAGUCGUGCCCUAUACACCUCUGCAUGCAGUCGUUGCUAUGUUAUAUAACAAAGUAGCAAACAAAACGUAAAAUUAUUCAUAUCAAAAUGUGAUUAUAUUUAAAGCUAUCAAAGCGUUGAUCUUGUGAAGUAUCGUCCAAUGAAAUGUGUUUCCUAUUCUCGUGGUUUGUGAGUUGAUCGGUGAACACUUCGAUGUUGUAACAAAGUCUUAUGUUAUUAGUAAGUUGUACAAAAUGUAUUUAUUUAUUUAUUGUAAUAAAGAUGAUUUAAAAAAUA